UAUCUAUCUAUCUAUCUAUCUAUCUAUCUAUCUAUCUAUCUAAUUACUCCUGUCACUUCUGAUUUCUAUCUUUCUUAACUCUCUUUCAUUAUCUAUCUAUCCAUACAUCCAUCUAUCUAUCUAUCCAUCUAUUAUCUACCUACCUAUAUGUCUAUUUCUUUAUCCAUCCAUUAUCUGUCUGUCUGUCUAUCUGUCUAUCUAUCUAUCUAUCUCUAUCUAUCUAUCUAAUUACUCGUGUCACUUCUGAUUUCUAUCUUUCUUAACUCUCUUUCAUUAUCUAUCUAUCUAUCCAUCCAUCCAUCCAUCUAUCUCAUUACUCCUGUCACUUCUGAUUUCUUUCUUAACUCUCUUUCAUUAUCUAUCUAUCUAUCUAUCUAUCUAUCUAUCUAUCUAUCUAUCUAUCCAUCUAUCUAUUUUACAUAGCAGCCCAUUUCACAAAAAGUGUAUUUAGGCCGUGUACAUUAUAUCUAUGCUCUAUCUACCUCCCCCUCUCCCAAAAUCUAUCCUUUCAUCAAUUUACCCAUCCAUCUUUCUCUCCACUCAAUAACUAUCUUUCUUUACUCAUCAUCUACCCAUCUCUCUCUGUCUCUCUCUGUCUCUCUCUCUCUCCCUCCCUUUCUCUCUUUCUCAAUCUCUCUCUCGUUUCUCUCCUUCCAGUUUUGCAACCCCAGCCUCGCGUCCCCUUUAACAGCAGCGGAUCGCUCGCUUUUCCCCAGAGCCCCCCUUAGGCGGAGCGGGCCGGAGAGGCGCCGGAGAACUCCAUUUCCCGAGAAGCCUUGCGCCCGGCCGGCUCUUCCCUCCUCCUCCUGCUCCUCCCCCCCCUUCUCCGUCCUCCGGCUCCUCUUUCCAAAUCGAGCUUCCCUCCCACCGCUCACUCGCCUUUACCUUUUCCCCACCGCGAUCUCUUCUCACCUGCGCCGGAGUGACUGCGGAUUGACAGACGGGGGAGAAAAGGUUCUUGGAAACCCAGAUGAUGGCCCAAGCUAAGCAGUUUGCGACAAAUUUUACACAAACCCUAAUCCCUUGAAAGAAGAUUGUUUGAUCUGCUUCAUUUCCAGCUAUGUCGGAACCCAUAACGCUGAACGUUGGCGGGAAGCUCUACACGACGUCCCUCUCCACUUUGACCAGCUUUCCAGACUCCAUGCUGGGCGCCAUGUUCAGCGGGAAGAUGCCCACCAAAAGAGACAGCCAAGGCCACUGCUUCAUUGACCGAGAUGGCAAAGUGUUCCGCUACAUCCUCAACUUCUUGAGAACUUCUCACCUGGACCUUCCUGAGGACUUCCAAGAAAUGGGUUUGCUUCGACGGGAAGCAGACUUUUACCAGGUCCAACCGCUCAUUGAAGCUCUACAGGAGAAGGAACUGGAGCUCUCUAAAGCCGAGAAGAACGCGAUGCUCAACAUCACCUUGGAUCAGAGGACACAAAUCGUUCAUUUCACCGUCCGGGAAGCUCCUCAGAUCUACAGCUUGUCCUCGUCUAACAUGGAAGUGUUCAGCGCCCACAUCUUCAGCACCUCCAGUUUGUUCCUCAAACUUUUGGGUUCCAAACUUUACUACUGUUUCAAUGGCAACCUGGCCUCCAUCACUAGCUACUUGGAAGACCCCUAUCAUGUCACCUUGGACUGGGUGGCUAGCGUGGAAGGUCUACCCGAAGAAGAAUACACCAGGCAGAACUUAAAGAGGUUGUGGGUCCUGCCCACCAAGAAGCAAAUUAACAGUUUCCAGGUCUUUGUGGAGGAAGUGCUGAAGAUCGCCAUGAGCGAUGGCUUUUGCGUGGACUCCUCUCAUCCACACGCGUCAGAUUUUAUGAAUAAUAAGAUUAUACGGCUGAUUCGUUACAAAUAGGCAGAGCUCUCUCGGCAGACGGCCGUCUAUCGUCGCGCUGUUGCGUCGUUGCGUCGUGUCACAAGCUACAGCCUGGAGCUGACUUUGCAAAUCAUGUUCUAAUCCAGACCUGGGUUCUAACUGGAGGUCAGGCUAGUUUUUCACUUAAAAGACUAACCCAGAUUUGCUAAAUUCUGCAAACAGGAAUGUGUUGGAUUUUUGUGUCGGAAUUACGUAGGCCUCUUGCCCCAUAGAAAUUGGUGAUUCACCUUCAGAAGACAUCAUGAGGGAAACCCGCUUAGGGGUUGUCCUCAACUUAUAACGAUUCACUUAGUGACCGUUCAAAGUUACAACAGCACUGGGGGAAAAAGUGACUUAUGGCUGUUUUUCACACUUACGACUGUUGCAGCAUC
This is a messenger RNA of Crotalus tigris (Tiger rattlesnake), 2235 nucleotides long. RefSeq names its product potassium channel tetramerization domain containing 21 (gene KCTD21). Lineage: Eukaryota; Metazoa; Chordata; Lepidosauria; Squamata; Viperidae. Gene Ontology annotation, biological process: protein homooligomerization; ubiquitin-dependent protein catabolic process. The record is from RefSeq and is a predicted model, not a curated record. The transcript is spliced from 3 exons. Gene Ontology annotation, molecular function: histone deacetylase binding; cullin family protein binding. The coding region runs from base 1061 to 1843 and encodes 260 amino acids.